AUGACGAAUGCCGGCUGGGCAAAAAUCGUCAAGCAGUUCAAGGAGGAUCACAAGAUAUACAGUUCCCGUACAAGAAACGCAAUCAUAAGUGAUGCUUUUGCUGCUGCCGCCAUCAAUCGUGUCAACUACACUACAGUGUUUGAUCUCCUUCAGUACUUGGACCGAGAGAAGGAUUAUAUUCCUUGGAAUGCAGCACUCAAAGGAUUUCAUCAAGUAGGACUCUACUUCCUUGAGGACGACGAUGCGGUGGUGUACAAGCGUUAUUUGCGAAAAGUUCUGAAACCCGUAUAUGAGGAACGCUUUUUCGAGAAUGUAAAGGAACACCACAAAGACGACAAGUUCUUCCUUGAAAGAGUAGCAUUCCGAGUUACUCCAGAAGGGAUCGUCAAUAAUUGA
Ostertagia ostertagi is the source of this 396-nucleotide messenger RNA. Lineage: Eukaryota; Metazoa; Nematoda; Chromadorea; Rhabditida; Trichostrongylidae. The record is from the annotation of a GenBank genome assembly.